Amoebophrya sp. A25 is the source of this 1003-nucleotide messenger RNA. The record is from the annotation of a GenBank genome assembly. NCBI's taxonomy places the organism in Eukaryota, Dinophyceae, Syndiniales, Amoebophryaceae.
AGGCUCCGCUCCCCUUCUGAUCACCUUGCACCGUCUUUUGUACUCCCUGCAAACUGAAGACGAGAUCUUGAAUACUCUAUGCAGCUUUUAUUUGCAGCGUCUCCUGGGGUAGUAAACUUUACUAGCUGAAAGGCAGCUUAGAGUCAUCUUCUUGAAUGCGUUUUUCAAUGCGAUGCGCGCACGGAUGGCAUAAUUUUCGAAUGACUGAAUGCUACUUGCUAUGUAGUAUUAAGUCAGGUAAGACUACUAAUCUCUCUAAGCCAGGUUUGUAAGUGUACGUAGAAGCAAGGCAUUCAAUACUUGUCCUGCUUAUUCCGAUUGGUUCGUUUGUUGUGUCUCAGAGUAUUACGAGUGAGACAGAUCGUCUAGAAAGCACUAGCAUAUCACAUUUCCUUUUGCAAGGAAGACAACCGAGGAAAAUCAAGAUGUCUUCAGGCAGUGGGAGCACCGCGUUGUUGUCGGGGUCGUAUGUUUGCACACAGGAUGAUGCUUUGGAGCGAAGUUUUCAGCAGUGGGCAGAAAGUGGGGCCACUAGCUGCGAACUUCACACCGGAGUUGGUCCAUCAAGCGAGAAACUCGUAGCAAACGUGUACGCUAUGGCUAAGGAGAUCCCCGCGAAGGUCGAGAUGCUUGGAGGUGGUCUCUGCCGGAUUACCAGAAAAGCAGAGUCAUAAUCGAAGCUUCACUAGAUUCACCCUCGUUCCAAACUACUUAGAUGCAUCCUCGGAUCAUGUCCACUGUCAUUCGCUGAUUGGAGAACGACGAAUACUGCGAAGACAAGUGUCUGUCGUUCCUCUGGAGAUAUGGCCGAGCGGUUCUACUCUCAGCUUACGUCGUGUUGUCACCGCGACCACGCUCGGUCAAGGUAGAAGGCACGACUACCACUCUCUUGUGGAAAAAGCCUUUGUGUUGCGAAUCUGUAGAAGAUUCUCAAGCCUCUUCCUCAAGGAUGUUCCCGUCAACCCGAAAUCGAAAGAGAGUCGACUUCUCGUUGGCAUAAAAU